Molecule: messenger RNA, 1806 nt
Organism: Solanum lycopersicum (tomato)
Lineage: Eukaryota; Viridiplantae; Streptophyta; Magnoliopsida; Solanales; Solanaceae
Product: VAN3-binding protein
Biological process (GO): phloem or xylem histogenesis; auxin-activated signaling pathway; leaf vascular tissue pattern formation
Source: RefSeq, a predicted model, not a curated record
UAUAUCACUGACAAUUCAUCUGCACUUUUUGUCUUUCUUCCUCCUCUCUCUCACACAGUCACUGUACAACAUUCACUUUCUCAUUCCUUUGAUCUAUAAAGCAUCAAAAAACAUCUCUCCAUUACUAAUAACUUCUACUUCCAUUUCUCUCUCACUUUUUUACAAUCUUUUAAAAUUUUCACCGGAAAAAAUGGACCAAGUUCAGCCAAUGUACCGGCCACCACCACCGGAGACACCAAAAGAACCUAUGGAAUUUCUAUCUCGUUCAUGGAGUCUCUCUGCUUUUGAAGUCUCUAAAGCUUUAGCUCCUCCUCAAGUUUUACCUAAAUCACUGUUUGGUGGUACCCCUUCUUAUAUUGGGAGUGGUAGUGGUACUAUACCGGAAGAUAUCGCAGCCGAAUUAGAUGAAUCCGCCAUUGUUUCCGGCAACCCUUUUUCUUUUGCUUCGUCGGAAACUUCUCAGCUUAUUAUGGAACGUAUUAUGUCUGUUUCUCAGGAUGUUUCACCACGCACAUCUGGACGGCUCUCUCACAGUAGUGGACCAUUAAAUGGUGGCUCUCUUACAGACAGUCCCCCUGUUUCUCCUUCUGAAAUGGACGAUUCUAAGUACUGUCGUGUAAACAAUGUACCGGUUAAUAAUCAGUAUAGGAGUAGUGCUACUGCUACUAGCUCGGCUGUUACUGGUGGUGGCGGUGGUGGUGGAGGAGGGAGGACUGUGGGUAGGUGGUUGAAGGAUAGGAGGGAAAAGAAGAAAGAGGAGAUGAGGGCACAUAAUGCUCAACUUCAUGCUGCUGUAUCGGUUGCAGGAGUUGCUGCUGCUGUUGCUGCUAUUGCUGCGGCUACUGCAGCUUCAUCUGGUAGUGGAAAGGAUGAGCAGAUGGCGAAAACUGAUAUGGCUGUGGCCUCUGCUGCUACAUUGGUGGCAGCUCAGUGUGUUGAAGCCGCUGAGGCUAUGGGAGCUGAGCGUGAACACCUUGCCUCGGUUGUUAGUUCUGCUGUGAACGUUCGAUCAGCAGGGGAUAUUAUGACAUUAACUGCAGCUGCAGCUACUGCUCUACGUGGUGCGGCUACCUUAAAGGCUAGAACAUUGAAGGAAGUAUGGAACAUAGCAGCAGUAAUUCCUGUUGAUAAAGGUAUGGGAAGUGGCAAUGGUGGUGGUAGCAAUGGUAGUUCAAGUGGCGAGCUAAUCCCCGAAGAGAAUUUUCUUGGAAUUUGCAGCAGGGAAUUACUUGCUCGAGGUGGUGAGCUCCUCAAACGUACUCGCAAAGGUGACCUUCAUUGGAAGAUAGUAUCUGUAUAUAUAAAUAGGACAGGACAGGUGAUGCUAAAAAUGAAGAGUAGGCAUGUUGCUGGGACCAUAACAAAAAAGAAAAAGAAUUUGGUUCUGGAAGUGAUGAAAGAUAUUCCGGCUUGGCCAGGGCGCCACUUGCUUCCGGGUAGUGACAACUUCAGAUACUUCGCGUUGAAGACUGUUCUACGAGGGGUCGUUGAGUUUGAAUGUAGAGAUCAGAGAGAGUAUGAUCUAUGGACUCAAGGUGUUUCAAGGUUGCUAAGUAUUGCUGCGGAAAAAAACAGUAGACAUAAAUUUUGAUGUUGUUUUUUUUCAAGUGUAGAAACUUGCAUAAUGAGUAAGUUUGGUUUAGUAAGGGGUUUUAUGUUUUUUUUUGCCUCUUUUGAUGGGAUUUUAGACUAACAAAAUGCUAUGAUAUUGGAUGGGGUGUUUGUUUUUUACUUGUGGAAGUAUUUCUAUUGUAAAAAAAUGAAAUUAAAAGUAUAUGUUAUCCAAAUGGGGUCCUACUUAUUUUA